UGUUGUUUACAUGACACUUCCGGCUUCCUCUACUGACCAGCAGGUGUCGGUAAUGCAUCAGUCUCCUUUUACAAACCCGCCGUCAGCCGUCAGUCUGAAAGAAGAAGAGGCGGUAUUUCCGGUUCCGGUUGCUGCAGUGGGAGUCCCGAGCAUUAAGCCUGAGAGAACCGAGAUGAAGAACCCGGUCAAUGUGUUGCGCUUGCCCAGAGGUCCAGACCCUCACAGCCGUGGGUUUGACCCCAGCUCACCCCGGUACGUCGCCCUGUGUCCCUCGUCCAUCCCGGCGUCCGCCACGAGCUGUACUGACCUCAGGAAGGUAGAGGAAGAGCAGAGAAUCCGCUCAGAACUGCGAGAACGGUUCCUCAGGACUCUGAUAGCCAUGACGGAUAAACAGGUUCACUUCAGAAUGUAUGAAAAAGUUCAAGUGCAGGCAAAAUUCGGAGCCUCGGACAUCGAUGUUCUGAACUUUCAGGUUUCUGACCUGCAGACCCCUCUGGGUGUUCAGAAGGAGGCAUUACUCAGGUGUCAGGAUGUGAUCUCCUACUCCUUUAACCUGUGAGAUGUUCUUGAGUUCUAUUAAAGUGAAAGGUUCUGUUUAUCUCAGUGUUUGUGUCCAUGUGUUGGUCCAG
Hemibagrus wyckioides is the source of this 629-nucleotide messenger RNA. RefSeq names its product gem (nuclear organelle) associated protein 7 (gene gemin7). Bases 11 to 559 code for a protein of 182 amino acids. Gene Ontology annotation, cellular component: SMN-Sm protein complex. The record is from RefSeq and is a predicted model, not a curated record. The transcript has 2 exons. NCBI's taxonomy places the organism in Eukaryota, Metazoa, Chordata, Actinopteri, Siluriformes, Bagridae. Gene Ontology annotation, biological process: spliceosomal snRNP assembly.